Molecule: messenger RNA, 1845 nt
Organism: Lineus longissimus
Lineage: Eukaryota; Metazoa; Nemertea; Pilidiophora; Heteronemertea; Lineidae
Product: S-phase kinase-associated protein 1
Exons: 5
Coding region: 96-584 (162 amino acids)
Biological process (GO): SCF-dependent proteasomal ubiquitin-dependent protein catabolic process
Cellular component (GO): nucleus; cytoplasm
Molecular function (GO): cullin family protein binding
Source: RefSeq, a predicted model, not a curated record
UCAAGGCCAUUCGCUAGACGCCAUUGGAGACCAACAUUUUUAUUUGGGACUCUUCUUACCUCGAUUUUACAACCGUUUACACAAUAUAAAUCAGGAUGCCGUUCAUCAAGUUAAAAAGUUUAGAUUCUGAGAUCUUCGAGGUGGAUGUAGAAAUUGCCAAGCAGUCGGUCACAAUCAAAACCAUGUUAGAAGAUCUUGGUGUGGAUGAAAACGAUGAUGACCCUGUACCCCUUCCAAACGUGAAUGCGGCCGUCCUGCGUAAGGUGCUCCAGUACUGCACCUACCACAAGGAUGAUCCACCACCACCAGAAGAUGAUGAGAACAAGGAGAAGAGAACAGACGAUAUCAUGUCUUGGGAUCAGGACUUCCUCAAAACAGACCAGGGCACACUGUUUGAAUUAAUUCUAGCUGCUAAUUACCUUGAUAUCAAAGGCCUUCUGGACGUGACCUGUAAGACUGUGGCCAACAUGAUCAAGGGCAAGACACCUGAGGAAAUUAGGAAAACAUUUAACAUCAAGAAUGAUUUCACACCUGGUGAAGAAGAACAGGUUCGGAAAGAAAACGAAUGGUGUGAGGAGAAGUAGACAGACCAUCAAAAUGUACAGAAAUCAGCCACUAGGAGGCGUUUUGUAAUAAUCGGUAGUGAACGAACUGUAGCUACGUCUCCACCUGUGGAGGAAGAACUUUGGCCCCAUUUCGUGAUGAACUGAGUGUUUUGCUGGGAGACUGACAAGUUUGACUGUGCCCCAGAGAUGAGGCUGCAAAGAACUGUGUGAAACGAUGGAACGACUUGCGUAUCACAUGGCCAGAUUUCAUCCCAAAUAAUUACAACUUCUGCCUCACAUCUUGCAGAAAAAAAGUUCUCGUAUUUCUGGGACUGUUCUGGUAAAGAUAUUGGCACUAAGUCAGAUCAGAGUGAUAGAGUGAAUUGAAAUUACAGAUUUUGAUAUGAACCACUUGAGUUUGCAGUAAUCGGAUUCAAGUGAUCUUCUCAUGUAUUGGAAGGAUAGACAAGGUGCAAGUUUAAACAGGUUUGGAAAGCGCUCUUUGGAAAUCUCUGGGGAAAAAUCAGAAAAAUUUGUGACUCUUUAAGAGCUGACUUUAUUUAUUUGAGGAUUUUAUGUUUUUGAUGUUUGUUUAGCUGCACACAGCAAUGAAGUUGUUACAAGUUUGAGUCGGUCUAGCAACAUAUUGAACAUCUUGACUCAUUCAGAAAUAUGUUUGCUUGACAUCUCCAAAGUUAUUGUAAAAAGAAUAUUUUGGUUGGUUUUUGAGUGGGGGUGUCCUUUUUAUUCUGAAACAACAUGCUUUGGAUAUCAAACCUCCUCCAUUGCAACUCCUACCCUCUGUGUUGUCGUAUAUAAACAUCCUAUUAUUUCACCCAUCCCCUUGUACAGAACCAUUGAGGCAUUGGGCUCCUGUUAAAUUGUAGAUCUGUAUUGUGUUUGUUGUAGUUGACAUGUCCUGGAACAAGUGUGGCAUCCCCCAGAUGUAUGCAUUGCACAAGCUAACUCUCUUGUAAUAUCCGAACCUGGUAGCGUAUGAAACAGUCUGGUAAUCCUACAUGAUUUGUAACUCCGGGCCUGAAAUAAGCUCCAGAUCAAUCGCAGAUAUGCACCUGUGUGCAUGUAGACAUCUGGAAAUGUACGGACGACCAAAUUUGGACAUUUCAGUCACUUUAUCUUCAUGAUAACAAUGUACCAGGGAUAGUUUGUUGCAUAUCACACUUUUCUGAGCACUCAAGUCAAUGUCAGUAGAAAUAACCGAGUUGUUGUACACUCCUGUCAUUGUCUUGUCUAUUUAUGUUCAUUUCAAUAAUUACAUUAAAAUCCUUGUAUCAUUUGA